Molecule: messenger RNA, 186 nt
Organism: Peronospora matthiolae
Lineage: Eukaryota; Oomycota; Peronosporomycetes; Peronosporales; Peronosporaceae
Source: the annotation of a GenBank genome assembly
AUGCUCCGUGGUGCUCAGGAUUUCAAUGAAGAUAACACUGUUGAGUACUCCCCAAGCAGUGGCGCGCCCAAGAAAAACCUUCAUCGAAGACAAGCUAAAGGAUUUGCUGUCCAGCCUGGAGACGACGACGAGGUUUUACGAUCGCUGGUACGAGAGUGGAUAUUCCAUCGAACAAGUCACCCGUAG